Pelecanus crispus (Dalmatian pelican) is the source of this 385-nucleotide messenger RNA. NCBI's taxonomy places the organism in Eukaryota, Metazoa, Chordata, Aves, Pelecaniformes, Pelecanidae. The record is from RefSeq and is a predicted model, not a curated record.
UUACAGGUGAGAGAAACUGAGACCAUAGAUGCCCAAUGGCUUGGCUACCCUGCCUCUGGAGACUUGCCAGAUGAUGAAGACAUUGGUGAAUUCAGGCCUCACUUAACUUCUGAUGGGUUAGAUAUAGAUGAGUCAUCUGGAUCUGGAGACUACUCAGACUCUGAAGAUGCCAUAUAUCUGACCACCAUGGAUACUCCUGUGAUAUCUGACAACUAUAUCCCUGGAGAUACUGAGAGAAAGAUAGAAGGUGAGAAGAAAAACACAAUGGUGGACAAUGAAAUAAUUCCAGACAAAGCCGUACCUGUUGAAGAGAACCUGUCCAACAAGAUCUCCAUGGCAAGCACAGCCAACAGCAGCAUCUUUGAAAGAACAGAAGUCCUUACAG